CUUGUCUUCUUCUUCUAUAUAACAUAACCUUUCCACUGAGGUUUUUUCUACCCUGCAUCUUUCACUACUGAUGAUGGAGCAAGAAAUGGACCACGCAAAGAGGAGCACCAGAGAAGAAACUGAUGAAGAGAAAUGGGUUCACGAUGCUUCUGUGGAUUACAGAGGCAGACUUCCUCUUCGUGCUUCCACUGGCGUCUGGAAAGCUAUCCCGUUCGUCCUCACUAUUGAAUUUAGUGAGAGAGUGAGUUUCUUUGGGAUAGCAACGAAUCUCAUCACAUACCUCACCAAAGUGAUUCACCAAGACCUCAAUACAGCAGCAAAGAAUGUGAAUUACUGGGCGGGAACAACCACCUUGAUGCCUUUACUUGGAGGAUUUGUCGGUGAUGCCUACACUGGUCGCUUCCAUAUGGUUCUCUUUUCUUCUCUCGUGUAUCUUAUGGGAUUAAGCCUCUUGACUAUGUCUCUGUUCAUCCCAAGUCUAACGCCAUGCAAGAAUAAUGCAAAGGUGUGUGUUAAGCCCAGGAAGGCUCAUGAAGUGGUAUUUUUCCUUGCCCUGUACUGUAUCUCCUUGGGUACAGGAGGAUACAAGCCCUGCUUAGAGAGCUUUGGGGCUGAUCAAUUUGACGAUGAUCACUCGGAAGAGAGGAAGAAGAAGAUGUCUUACUUCAAUUGGUGGAACUUCUCUCUGUGCUUUGCCUUACUGCUUGGUGUUACUGUGGUUGUUUACGUUCAAGACUAUGUGAGCUGGGGACUUGCGAGUCUUGGCCUCACUAUUCUAAUGGCCGUAACAAUCAUAGCUUUCUAUGUUGGAAAGCCAUUUUACAGGUUCAGGAGCUCAGAAGGAAACACUUUGACACCAAUUUUGCAGGUGGUAGUUGCAGCAAUAAGGAAAAGGAACUUACCCUGCCCUUCAAAUCCUUCUCUGUUUUAUGAAGUCCCCAAGUCACAGGGAAGGCUUCUAAGGCAUACCAACAGGCUCAGAUGUCUGGACAAGGCUGCAAUAAUCGAAGACAGGAAUGAGGAUCAGGGAGACAUUAACCCAUGGAGACUUACGACUUUAACGAGGGUGGAAGAGGCAAAGCUUAUCGUUAGUAUGAUUCCCAUAUGGUUAACUUCAUUAACAAACGGACUUUGCAUAGCACAGAGCACAACCCUCUUCGUGAAGCAAGCAGACUCCAUGAAACUCAACAUAACUCACAGUUUCAAGAUCCCACCAGCUUCUCUGGCCGCCGCAGGAGCUAUUGGAACCUUAAUAUCUGUCCCAAUAUACGACAGAAUCAUCGUCCCGUUUUUGAGGAGAGUAAGGAAAAACGAAAGAGGCAUCAGCAUUUUACAAAGAAUCGGCAUUGGCUUGGCAUUCUCUGUUGUAGUUAUGGUUAUUGCAGCCUUAGUGGAAAAAGAGAGACUAGGAAAGGCCAUGUUUGGGAAUGAAAAGAUGAGUGUUUUCUGGUUGGUGCCUCAGUACUUAUUACUAGGUGUUGGGGAUUCAUUUUCUCUUGUGGGUUUGCAAGAGUACUUCUACGAUCAAGUUCCUGACUCAAUGAGAAGCUUAGGGAUAGCUUUAUUUCUGAGCGUGAUUGGGGUGGGAAGCUUCUUGAGCAGCUUUCUGAUCAUAAUUGUGGAUCAUGUUACAGGGAAAAAUGGAAAGAGUUGGAUUGGGAAGGAUAUAAAUAUGAGUCGUUUGGACUAUUUUUACUGGUUAUUGGCUGUGUUAGGUGCUCUGAAUCUGUGUGGCUUCGUGUUGUUGGCACGAAGGUACACUUACAAACCAGUGCAGAGGAGGGUAAUGCAAGCUGAUGAUGGGGUUGAAGAUGAAGCCGCCAGAGUUUAGCUGACUCCUAUGAUUUCUGCUAAACAUAUUGUGCUACAUAUAAUUGCCUCAAAUUGGUGAAUUGUUCUUCCAUGGACACAUUACAUAUUAAGAUGUUUGCAUGCUUAAUGUUCUGGCCUUCAAGUCUAUGGCUCCUUGGGCCGUACUAUCUUAAAAGUAGCCUGUUCAUUGCAAUUUGGCCCCAAGUACAAGUUGUAUAUUUGUCUAUUAGACAAUUGUUUACUGCUUAGUGUUCGGUUA
Neltuma alba is the source of this 2071-nucleotide messenger RNA. RefSeq names its product protein NRT1/ PTR FAMILY 5.6-like. Gene Ontology annotation, cellular component: membrane. Bases 71 to 1831 code for a protein of 586 amino acids. The record is from RefSeq and is a predicted model, not a curated record. Gene Ontology annotation, biological process: transmembrane transport; dipeptide transport. NCBI's taxonomy places the organism in Eukaryota, Viridiplantae, Streptophyta, Magnoliopsida, Fabales, Fabaceae. Gene Ontology annotation, molecular function: dipeptide transmembrane transporter activity; tripeptide transmembrane transporter activity. The transcript is spliced from 4 exons.